Messenger RNA from Globicephala melas (long-finned pilot whale), 993 nucleotides. The record is from RefSeq and is a predicted model, not a curated record. NCBI's taxonomy places the organism in Eukaryota, Metazoa, Chordata, Mammalia, Artiodactyla, Delphinidae.
AUGGCUUCUUGUCCAUGUUUGCUCAACCCUUGGCCUAAGGGCCAGCUCGUGGUGGACUCGGUAUUUAUUGAAUGCAUGAUCCAGCUGCACCGUGUGGGACGACUUGCCGGCGGCGCCCGACGGAGCAGAAGGGGAGAGAGCACGGAGCCGGAGAGGGUUGUCAGUGCAGCCGUCCUUACCUUUGUUCAGACGCACCUCCCAGAGGCUGACCUCAGCGGCUUGGAUGAGAUCAUCUUCUAUGUGCUCGGGGUCCUUGAGGACCUGGGCCCCUCAGGCCCAUUGGAGGAGAAUUUCGACAUGGAGACCUUCACUGAGAUGAUGGAGGCCUGUGUGCCUGGCUUCGCCCACAUCCCAAGGGGUACAAUAGGGGAAAUGAUGCAGAAGCUCUCAGGGCAGUUGAGUGGUGCCAGGAACAAAGAGAACCUGCAACCACAGAACUCUGAGGUCCAAGGUCAGGUAUCUAUCUCCCCAGAGCCUCUGCAGCAGUUCAAAGAAGAGACUAUGUCUUCUCCGACUGCUGCUAGGGACACCCAAGAUGAGGCAUCCGGCGCUGAGGAGGAGCUGCUGCCAGGGGUGGACGUACUUCUGGAGGUGUUCCUUACCUAUUCGGUGGAGCAGGCCCAGUGGGUGUUGGCCAGAGCUCGAGGGGACUCGGAAGAAGCUGUGCAGAUGCUGGUAGAGGGGAAGGAGGAGAGGCCUCCAGCCUGGGAUGGCCCCAACCAGGACCUGCCCAGGCGCCUCAGAGGCCCCCAAAAGGAUGAGCUGAAGUCCUUCAUCCUGCAGAAGUACAUGAUGGUGGAUAGCGCAGAGGAUCAGAAGAUUCACCGGCCUAUGGCUCCUAAGGAGGCUCCCAAGAAGCUGAUCCAGUACAUCAACAACCAGGUAUUGAGCACCAAAGUGGAGCGAUUCAAAGAUGUGCGAGACCCUGAGGCUGGGGAAAUGAAGGCCACACACGUCAACCUCAAGCCAGCCAGAAAGUGCCGCUUCCACUGA